UCGGCGGAAAUACAGGGCCAACCGGCAACGCAUCCGACAAAUUGCUCUCACAAUCCAUUCCUCUUACCGGAUCGUCUCUCCCAAAGACCCCAUUCACGAUGCCACCAGCAUACAGCGACAACGAGGAGCCGUCGGACGUCGAAUUCGAGCAGUCGUCGGCCACUAAGAAACCAGUGCGUGGAAGGAAGCCGGUUUCUUAUCAGAUUGACGACCCGGAUGAGGAUGAUGAUGCAGUCUCGGCCGACGGCAAGAACGGGGCCGCAGAUUCAGCGGACGGUGAGGGGGCCGACGGGGGCGAGGAGGAGGACGAGGAAGAGGAAGAAUUCGUGGUGGAGAAGAUCAUGAGCCACAUGAUUGAUGAAAAUGGCAAGCCUUUCUAUGAAGUGAAGUGGGAAGGCUACGAAAAGAAGUCUGACCGGACGUGGGAGCCGGAGGAAAACCUGAUCGAAAACGCCUCGGAAGUCCUGAACGAGUACCUCGAAAGUAUCGGUGGGCGAGAGAAGCUCUUCGAAGAGAGCGCGAACGCCUUGAAGACCAAGAAGAGGGGGCGGGCCUCUUCGUCCACACCACAGGCCGGCGCGAAGAGAGCGAGGAAAAAUGGGGACCAUCCGGCGGACUCGGAACCGCCGGCCAGCGUUAAGGCCUCGACGUGGAAGCCACCGCCGGGCAGCUGGGAAGAUCACAUUGCCCACCUUGACGCGUGCGAGGACGAGGACACGCACAAGCUGAUGGUUUACUUGACCUGGAAAAACGGGCACAAGACUCAACACGAGACUAGCGUGAUCUACAAGAGAUGCCCCCAGAAGAUGUUGCAGUUUUACGAGCGACACGUGCGGAUCGUCAAGCGAGACGCCGACACUGAUUCGGUCGGGACACCGCUUUGACACGACCAGUCUUCCGAGCCCCGAGUCUGUCAGGGACUCAAUCUUGAUUCAGUUAUUUGCGCGCGUCGAUGCUUCUCGGUGUUGUGGUGAUGGCUCCAUAGGGCGUUUUGGUCAAAGCGGCGUGCGUUCUUCAUUCGGCACGACGCUCAACUUAGGGCUGCUAGCUAAACGGAUUCUUCUCUUAUCUCUUUUCCCCGCCUUGCAAUUUUCUGGGACAUCCAGGCCGGGAGAUGCAGGCCCCCGGGCCCGACAACGAGCCUCUUCUGUCCCAUAUCUAGUUCGUCCAGGCUUCUAGGUUGUUUGUACUGGCAAUCGUUUUCCUGCAUCGCUAGUUCAAUACAUCGCUCAUUAGCGACGAUG
This is a messenger RNA of Thermothielavioides terrestris NRRL 8126, 1244 nucleotides long. RefSeq lists its product as uncharacterized. Gene Ontology annotation, cellular component: pericentric heterochromatin; nucleus. Lineage: Eukaryota; Fungi; Ascomycota; Sordariomycetes; Sordariales; Chaetomiaceae. Gene Ontology annotation, biological process: chromatin organization; negative regulation of transcription by RNA polymerase II. The record is from RefSeq and is a predicted model, not a curated record. Bases 99 to 884 code for a protein of 261 amino acids. The transcript is spliced from 6 exons. Gene Ontology annotation, molecular function: chromatin binding.